Messenger RNA from Coffea eugenioides, 921 nucleotides. Its product is annotated as ras-related protein RABE1a-like. The transcript has 9 exons. Gene Ontology annotation, molecular function: GTP binding; GTPase activity. The coding region runs from base 191 to 838 and encodes 215 amino acids. The record is from RefSeq and is a predicted model, not a curated record. Gene Ontology annotation, biological process: protein secretion; regulation of exocytosis. NCBI's taxonomy places the organism in Eukaryota, Viridiplantae, Streptophyta, Magnoliopsida, Gentianales, Rubiaceae.
GACCCUGUAUCGUAAUGUAGACGACCUCUUCUCUAACCCUUUGUACUGUUUCUUUUGUCAAUUCUUUCCAUUUGUCUUUCACUAAACUGGUACCUAGUACACGACUAAAGACCAGUUUCUUCCAGUUACAAAACCAGCUACUCUCGAGAACCAUAGAUAGAGGAGGUUCACAAACGGCCUCAAGAAGAAAAUGGCAGCCACUCCUACUAGAGCACGAGCUGACUAUGACUACCUCGUCAAGCUCCUCCUCAUCGGCGACAGCGGAGUUGGAAAGAGUUGCAUUCUAUUGAGGUUCUGUGAAGAUUCAUUUACAACGAGUUUUAUCACCACCAUUGGCAUUGACCUUAAGAUUAGGACAAUUGAGCUCGAUGGAAAGCGCAUUAAAUUACAAAUAUGGGAUACAGCUGGUCAAGAACGUUUUAGAACUAUCACCACAGCGUAUUACAGAGGAGCCAUGGGCAUUUUGCUGGUCUAUGAUGUUACGGAUGAAUCGUCGUUCAACAACAUCAGAAACUGGAUUAGGAAUAUAGAACAACAUGCUUCCGACAGUGUGAACACCAUUCUCGUUGGAAAUAAAGCUGACAUGGAUGAGAGCAAAAGGGCAGUGCCAACAUCACGAGGCCAGGCAUUAGCCAAUGAAUACGGCGUUAAAUUUUUUGAGACGAGUGCUAAAACAAAUCAUAACGUGAACGAAGUCUUCUUUUCAAUUGCCCGAGACAUAAAGAAAAGGCUGGCUGAGAGUGAAAUCAGAGCAGAGCCCCCAACCAUCAAAAUCAAAAAACCAGACCCAGUAAAGAUCUCAACUGCAGAACCGCAAAAAUCAGCUUGCUGCAGGUGAAAGUCGGAGUGCCAGCAUUAUGUGCUGAAAAACCAUGCAAGUGAUGCUUGUCACAGAGUUCCUCAGUGGUGUAUGGCAGCUAA